GGAGGCGAGGGGGGAAAUGGCCGCUGUGAACCCGGAAGUGGAAAUGACGUAUCGGGGGAGUGUCGCUUUCUUUUCCGGUCGGGCGGCGUGCUCUGGAGAGGGAGCCGAGCCGUGGCCGAGAUGAGCGUCCCGGCCUUUAUCGACAUUACGGAGGAGGACCAGGCUGCAGAACUCAGGGCUUACCUGAAAUCCAAGGGAGCGGAGAUCUCCGAAGAGAACUCCGAAGGCGGGCUCCACAUUGACUUGGCCCAGAUCAUCGAAGCCUGCGACGUGUGCCUGAAGGACGACGACAAAGAUGUUGAAAGUGUGAUGAACAGUGUAGUGUCUUUGCUUCUUAUUCUGGAACCUGACAAACAAGAGGCUUUGAUUGAAAGUCUGUGUGAGAAACUGGUCAAAUUUCGGGAAGGUGAACGUCCAUCUCUCAGGCUGCAGCUGCUAAGCAAUCUCUUCCAUGGCAUGGAUAAGAAUACCCCUGCGAGGUACACAGUCUACUGCAGCCUUCUCAAAGUAGCCUCCUCCUGCGGUGCAAUACAAUACAUUCCAACUGAACUAGAGCAGGUUCGAAAAUGGAUUUCAGAUUGGAAUCUUAGCACUGAAAAAAAGCAUACUCUUCUUAGACUCCUGUAUGAUGUGUUGGUGGACUGCAAGAAAAGUGAUAAUGCAGCAAAAGUAAUGGUGGAGUUACUGGGAAGUUAUACAGAAGACAAUGCCUCCCAGGCAAGAGUUGAUGCCCACAGAUGUAUUGUCCGUGCACUAAAGGAUCCAAAUACCUUUCUUUUUGAUCAUCUUUUAGCCUUAAAACCAGUCAAAUUUUUGGAAGGAGAACUUAUUCAUGAUCUUUUGACCAUUUUUGUAAGUGCCAAGUUAGCAUCCUAUGUCCGGUUUUAUCAGAACAACAAAGACUUCAUUGACUCUCUUGGCUUGUUGCAUGAACAGAACAUGGCAAAAAUGAGGCUGCUCACUUUUAUGGGAAUGGCAGUAGAAAGCAAGGAAAUCUUAUUUGACACCAUGCAGCAGGAGCUUCAGAUUGGAGCUGAUGAUGUGGAAGCAUUUGUUAUUGAUGCUGUGAAAACAAAGAUGGUGCAUUGCAAAAUUGACCAAACACAGAGAAAAGUAGUUGUCAGUCACAGUACACACCGGACCUUUGGAAAACAGCAGUGGCAACAACUCUAUGACACACUUAACUUCUGGAAACAAAAUUUGAAUCAAGUGAAAAACAGUCUUCUUAGUUUGUCCGAUACUUGAUUCUUUUAUCUAUUUCCUGGCUUGUCUAAAAUGGAAAGUCAGCUAUAGUAAAACUUUGAGCUUGUUUAAAAAAAUUCAAAAUAUGAAAUAAAGUUGAAAUUGGAAUAAAUCUUAAAAA
Molecule: messenger RNA, 1363 nt
Organism: Sceloporus undulatus (fence lizard)
Lineage: Eukaryota; Metazoa; Chordata; Lepidosauria; Squamata; Phrynosomatidae
Gene: EIF3M
Product: eukaryotic translation initiation factor 3 subunit M
Exons: 11
Coding region: 121-1245 (374 amino acids)
Biological process (GO): cytoplasmic translational initiation
Cellular component (GO): cytoplasm; eukaryotic translation initiation factor 3 complex
Molecular function (GO): translation initiation factor activity
Source: RefSeq, a predicted model, not a curated record